Molecule: messenger RNA, 3705 nt
Organism: Erinaceus europaeus (western European hedgehog)
Lineage: Eukaryota; Metazoa; Chordata; Mammalia; Eulipotyphla; Erinaceidae
Gene: TEX2
Product: testis expressed 2
Exons: 14
Coding region: 188-3616 (1142 amino acids)
Cellular component (GO): endoplasmic reticulum
Molecular function (GO): lipid binding
Source: RefSeq, a predicted model, not a curated record
AGAUCCACACCUCAGAUUGCUGCGGGCACCACUAAGAACGUCACGGCAGGCCGUGGCCAGUAGACGAAACGAAGGAAGCAGGGCUUAGAAGAAGUGUCCCCCCAGGAGCCUCACCCAGACCCUGGAUACUGCGAAUGAGGCCGACCAUGUUCUGGCCAAGAGAGCCUGAGCCCUUGUGACGUUGGCAAUGACAAGUCUGAACGGUCGCCAUGCCGAAGAAACCACCGACAUGCCAAAACCGCCAGCCCCCAGAGUGCACGUGCAGAGGUCCGCGUCCCGAGACACUAUUGCCAUUCACUUCUCGGCAUCCGGCGAGGAGGAGGAGGAGGAGGAGGAGGGGCUGAAGGAUUACCUUGAGGAGGGGCUCAAUGACCAAAGCAUUGUGACGGGGCUGGAAGCCAAGGAAGACCUUUAUUUUGAACCCCCAGAUGGCCGUGACCAUGCGGGCCCUGUCACCCAGCCCAUCCUGGCAGACGGCCUGCCGGUGUCUCCUGCCAUUUUGCCCGUCUCCGAGAACACUGUAAAGCUGCUGGAGUCGCCUCCUCCGGCAGCACAAGUAUUAAGUACAGUGCCACUGGCUCUGUCCCCGGGGUCAUCUUCAUCGGGGCCCUUAGCUAGCUCUCCCAGUGUGUCGUCUCUUUCUGAGCAGAAAACCAGUUCCUCCUCUCCACUGUCCUCCCCGUCCAAGUCUCCCGUCCUCUCAUCCAGUGCCUCGUCCUCCGCCCUCUCCGGCGCAAAGCCCUUCAUGAGCCUUGUGAAGUCCCUGUCAACCGAGGUGGAGCCAAAAGAAUCCCCACACCCUCCAAGGCACAGACACUUGAUGAAGACGCUGGUCAAGUCUCUGUCCACAGACACCGCAAGGCAGGAGGCAGACACUGUGUCCUACAAGCCACCCGACUCCAAGCUGAAUCUGCACCUGUUCAAGCAGUUCACACAGCCGCGGAACACAGGUGGCGAUUCCAAAACUGCACCCUCUUCCCCCCUGACUUCUCCCUCGGACACACGCUCCUUUUUCAAAGUGCCCGAAAUGGAGGCUAAGAUUGAAGACACUAAGCGACGCCUUUCUGAAGUCAUAUACGAGCCGUUUCAGCUCCUUAGUAAGAUCAUGGGGGAAGAAAGCGGCAGCCACCGGCCCAAAGCCUUAUCUUCAAGUGCUUCCGAGCUCUGCAACCUGUCGGGCUUGAAUGGUCACUUGGACAGCAGCAACUACAGCAUCAAGGAAGAGGACUGUGACUCUGAGGGCGACGGCUCUGGCAGCGAGCUCAGCCUGCCCCGGAGCGACCACCCAAAGUCCACGGAAGAGCCCCCCAGAGAGGUGGAAGGGAAGAGCUCCCAGGCGAGCAGUGGCAAGGAUUUGGGCCUGAAGACGAGCUCUCUGGUUCUUGAGAAGUGCUCCUUGUCUGCCUUAGUGAGCAAAGAAGAUGAAGAGUUCUGUGAGCUGUACACCGAGGACUUUGAUCUGGAAGCAGAGGGGGAGAGUAAAGCGGACAAGCUCCCGGGCGUGGCCCUCAAGCCAGAGGUGCCGGCAGACGCCCGCGAGGCUCUCGACAGCGAUGACGAGACGGACCCGGCCGGGCAGCACCCGGAGUUGCCCGUGAGGACGCUGGGCCUCUUCAUCGUGUGCGUGUACGCGUACCUCAUCCUGCCCCUGCCCCAUUAUGUCAGCGGGCUCCUCCUGGGGAUCGGCCUCGGCUUCAUGACUGCGGUCUGCAUGAUCUGGCUCUUCACACCACCAAGUGCUCAGAGAUACCACCGGCUGCGUAAAAACCCACAACACUGGAGCUGCAGGCCUCUGGCUAUCAAGGAACCCGAAAUACUGAAGGGCUGGAUGAAUGAGAUCAGCAGCUAUGACCCGGAGACGUACCACGCUACCUUGACACAUUCGGUCUUUGUUCGGCUUGAAGGUGGGACCUUAAGACUUUCAAAACCCAAUAAGAACAUAUCCAGGAGGGCAAGCUACAAUGAAGCAAAGCCAGAGGUCACCUACAUCAGCCAGAAAAUCUACGACCUCUCGGACAGUAAGAUUUAUCUUGUGCCUAAAAGUUUGGCUCGGAAACGAAUCUGGAAUAAAAAAUACCCAAUUUGUAUUGAACUUGGUCAACAAGAUGACUUUAUGUCCAAGGCCGAGACGGAUAAGGAGCUUCCUGCAGAAAAACCGCCAGCUGAGAGAGAACUGGGAGGCGAGGACCCUAAAAGGCUUCCCCAUUCUCAGGAGGGAACCAGAUCUGGCCAGCGAGACCAGAUACUCUAUCUCUUUGGGAGGACUGGCCGAGAAAAAGAAGAGUGGUUUAGGAGAUUGAUUCUGGCAUCUAAGUUCAAGUCUGAGCUCAGAAAGCCAGCUGGUAUCUCUGGGACUAAGCCAGGGCCUAUGCCCUCACACAGCAGACACAGCAGUCCGUCGGGGCAGCCGACACACAGCCGAAGCAGCAGCAAGGGCAGCGCGGAGGAGAUGAUGUCCCGGCAGAAGGAGCUUCUGGGCUACAGCGUGUACAUGGCCCGCGUCGUCCCGCAGGACAGCUGCAGCCCGCAGAGGAGCCCCGCGCACAGUGCCGAGAGCAGCCCCACAGCUGGGAAGAAGUUGCCAGAAUCCCAGCCCUCUGAGGAGGAAGAGCAGGAAGCCUGGGUGAAUGCCUUGCUUGGCAGGAUGUUCUGGGACUUCCUGGGAGAGAAAUACUGGUCCGAUCUGGUGUCGAAGAAAAUCCAGAUGAAACUCAGCAAAAUAAAGCUCCCCUACUUUAUGAAUGAGUUAACUCUGACGGAACUUGACAUGGGGGUAGCUGUGCCAAAAAUCCUGCAGGCCUUCAAGCCUUAUGCUGAUCACCAAGGACUCUGGAUCGAUUUGGAAAUGUCCUACAAUGGGUCCUUUCUGAUGACUCUUGAGACCAAAAUGAAUUUGACCAAACUAGGUAAAGAGCCUCUUGUUGAAGCCCUGAAGGUUGGAGAAAUUGGCAAAGAAGGAAGCUUGUUCUUUCUUCAUGAUUCUGUACAUAAAGGCACACUUCACAGACCUGAAAGGAUUGAGAUCAGGAGUUGCAGGCCCCGGGCUUACUGUCUGGCGGACAGCGAGGAGGAGUCCUCCAGUGCCGGCUCCUCAGAUGAAGAUGACGCUCCGGAGCCCAGUUCAGGGGACAAAACACUUCUCCCAGGGGCUGAAGGGUAUGUUGGAGGCCACCGAGCAAGCAAGAUCAUGAGGUUUGUGGAUAAAAUCACCAAAUCUAAAUAUUUCCAAAAAGCAACUGAGACAGAGUUCAUCAAAAAGAAGAUGGAAGAAGUCUCCAACACACCCCUCCUGCUAACUGUCGAAGUCCAAGAAUGCAGAGGAACCUUGGCGGUCAACAUCCCGCCUCCCCCAACUGACCGGAUAUGGUACGGCUUCCGGAAGCCUCCAUACAUAGAGCUGAAAGCUCGGCCAAAACUUGGAGAGAGAGAAGUGACUCUGGUCCAUGUGACAGACUGGAUAGAGAAGAAGCUGGAGCAGGAGUUCCAGAAAGUCCUGGUGAUGCCAAACAUGGACGACGUGCACGUGCCCCUGAUGCACUCGGCCAUGGACCCGCGCUCCGCCGCCCGCCUCGCCGGGGACCCGCCCGCGGACGCCGAGGCCGCCGCCCAGCCGUAGGGAGCCGCGUCGAGUGCUGCCGCCCGCCGCCCCCGCACCUUGCCGCGCCCGCGGGCGACACCGCACAUUAAAGCGUUUGCCUUCCCUCC